This is a messenger RNA of Suillus subalutaceus, 1144 nucleotides long. RefSeq lists its product as uncharacterized. The transcript is spliced from 4 exons. Gene Ontology annotation, molecular function: protein binding. Lineage: Eukaryota; Fungi; Basidiomycota; Agaricomycetes; Boletales; Suillaceae. The coding region runs from base 62 to 1042 and encodes 326 amino acids. The record is from RefSeq and is a predicted model, not a curated record.
GCCUCUUCAUCAUCCCCAAGCACAUUCACAAAUUUCAAGUUUCAACUGAUCAUCAUCGCCAAUGGACUUGCCAGCGGAUUUGCCAGUGGAAACCUGUGCUUCAGCCCCGUUCGAUCACGCUAAAGCAGACGUUAUCUUACGAUCAGCUGAUGGCGUGGAGUUUCGCGUUUUCAUGCUCUUCCUCUCCCUUGCCUCUCCGUUCUUCGAAACAUUGUUCAGCCUCCCUCAGGCAUCCGAUGGGGCAUCCGAUCAAGAGAUGAAGGAUGGCUUGGCAGUCAUCGUCGUGUCUGAGGACAGCAAAACUCUAGAUUCGUUUCUCAGGUUUUGCUAUCCAUCGACACUGGCGGAGGAUCCUUCCCUUGACAACCUCACAGAGGUCCUCUCUGUGCUCGCAGCUGCGAGGAAGUAUUCACUAGACCUGAUCGAGAGAAAAGUAUGUCAGGCUCUGGCGAAUCCCAAGGUUCUUGAGACAGAACCCCUUCGCUGCUUCGCCAUUGCGAGGAACGCACGGCUCAAGCAUGAAACCAUCACCGCUGCCAGACACAACUUACGGCAACCCUUAAUUCCUGUGUUGUUUGCAGAAAUCAACCUUAUCACUGCAUCUGACCUUCUUGCGCUGCUGACAUAUCACAAAAAAUGCGCUAUCGCUGUACAAGCUUUAAUCAAGGAUUUCAAAUGGAUGACAGAUCAUUAUGGCAGUCUGGGUGGCUGCGGUUGGCUGUUCAAUCGUCCUAAUAACUCCCACUAUGGCGGCAACCAGUACUGCUGCGGACAGGGUACUGACACAAGAUUUUUUCCUUGGAAUACGCCUCCACUUGCAUGGUGGACAACAUAUAUGCAAGAGGUAUACGAGCUGUUACAGGAUAGUCCGUCCGGCGAUACUGUGAGGACGGCAGCGGACAGGACGAUUCAAAAGGUCAGAAGCGCGAACUGUGCUUCUUGCUCUGGCCGGGUGAAAGAAGCCAUGACGGAGUUUAGCAACUUGCUUGCUCUGAAAGUCGAAGAGGCUGUCGCUCCGAUCGAGCUAGAGAUUGACUUCUGAUUGUGACUAUCCUCUUCCGUAAGAUCACGUCCAUAAGCUUGUGCCAAAGUGUAGUAUCCAGCCGCCCCAGUGUCCAUAAUCGUUCAGAUCCAACAGUUGCAA